AGGAGGCCAGGGGGAGUCAUCAGGGCUGGCAGGAGGCCAGGGGGAGUCAUCAGGGCUGGCAGGAGGUGCGCGUUUGCGAUUAGUGUUUACUUGCAUUUUUUUUAUACCGCUUAUAAUGUAUCAACAGUCAUGCACUUGUAUCUGGUAUAUAAAUAUAGCCUUGCAGUGCACCUUAAGCUCAUUAUAACCAUUUGACCACAUCGGUUUGUUUCCCUUCGUAUUUAUGUGGCUUUGGGUAAAAGCAUCUUUCUGUUCAAUACGUUUAUGUUUGUUUCCGUUGUUAGCCAAAUGUCAGCCUCACUGUAGGUAAAACAUUUUCCACUCCCAUACAGACCGAAAACAAGGGGUUGUAAUUGCUGAGUUCACCAUGUGACGCCCUACACGGUUAUGACCGGCUAAGACUAAUGCAAACACCUUGUAUAGGGCGAGAACUUUAUAUAUAUAAAAUUCAUCUCAUCGCUGUAGAUGGGGAUUGUAACCACAGAGAGGCUUUCAGCAGAUCACAUAUUCUGAAAAACGUUAUGAUGAUUGCUGCAGACAUGUACAUGAUAGAGAUCCGAAUGCAUGGAUCUUUGUUGGGAUAAAUAUCUUACUGUCCCGUUUUCCGUGCAGAUUCAUAGUGGAGGGAGCAGCUGCCAGAAUCGCUGCUCUGUCUCUUUAAAAACAGCGGCCGGUGUCCGGCCCACCGGCCAUCAGUGAACGCCGAGGGGGAGCAGGGCGACACUACGGGGUCUGAAAGCGGCGCUGGGACAACGGUCGGCGCUAAAAGACGUUACCGCAAGGACCAGCAGGAGGUGCCCCUCCUUCCUUCUUUCACUCACCACUUUGUGGACAGACCGACUCAUGGAAGACAAGCGGAAGAAGAGGAGCCCCAAAGUGUCAUUGCCACAGCCGCCCCCACCCCCCGUCAACCCCCGCAAGCUCUCUGUGCUCCCGGCCAGUAAGAGCACAAGCUUCUCCCUCGGCCUGCCCCAGCCGCCGUCCCCCAAGCCCCGGGGCAAGGUCAAGAGAUCGGUGGCAGCUUCUGGACAGUCUAAAGAAGGGCUCAGUGCGACUGUCCCCCCCCCAAAGACCACCAGGCCGCACAAGGAGAGGCCCAGGGUGCCAUUCCCUGCUGGCCCCAGCAGGGCGGCGCAGUCGUCCCCCCUGCAGCACUCGUUCCUCACAGAUGUGUCCGACGUGCGCGAGAUGGAGGGGGGGCUCCUUAACCUCCUCAACGACUUCCACUCCGGGAAGCUGCAGGCCUUUGGUAAAGUGUGCUCCUUUGAGCAGCUAGAGCAUGUGCGGGAGAUGCAGGAGAAACUAGCCAGGCUGCACUUCAGCCUCGACAGUCACGUGGAGGAGCUGUCUGAAGACCAGAGGAAGUCUGUCUCCGAUCACAACUUGGAACACCUGCUGUCCAAUCUGGAAGAGCUCAGCAACUCCAUACAGAAGUUACACUUGGCUGAGAACCAGGACCUGCCCAAGACCUCCAACCCAUGAGGAAGCAUGCAGCUGAUGGGAAGGAGCAGUCUCACGAGGAAGGCUAAAGACAGUCAUGUGACUGUCCAAGCGAUGAAGUGACUGCAGCUGUGAUUGGCUGCUUUGGGAAUACAGCCAGACACAGGACCAAUGUGAUGAGCUCCUUUUCUCUCCAUGUGUAGAAUUCCGUGUUGUGUAAGUACGCAGCUCUGACCUUUACAGUAACAUGGUUAAAUGUGGAAGUACAUGUAGAAAACUGGGAAAGUCUUCAGCUUAGCAGACUGCACAGCCCAGUGCAGAGAGGAACCCGGACAUCUGAGAGGAACCUGGGCGUCCAAGAGGAACCUGGGCGUCCAAGAGGAACCCGGGCGUCUGAGCCAGCCCUCCGCCGUGGACCAGUCCGCACACAUUGUAAGCAGAUCUGUCCUGGUUUUUUCUUGGUGCCUCCUGACACCAGUGGAGACAGGUGGGGGCGCUGUCCAUUAGCAUUGCAGCAACACAGCAGGAUGAGUGUCAGGAGUCCAGCAUCUGCUAUACUCUCCAGAAGCAACGCGGUGGCAGGGUGCUCUGAGGCCUUGUUGGCUGGGCAUGUUGUGAUUUUGUUUUCUGCCUGACCUCCUUCUUUUCCCAUCUUCUGUCCCCUACUUUGUAUUUCCUCCAUCCUUCUCUCAUUCCUCCCAUCCCACCAUCUCUUCGUGGGGCUGCACAUACUUUAAGUGGGAUCAGCUUUUAGUCAGUGAGCACACAUAUUGCCAUGAUGCUGCUAAUGUGCCCUAGAUCUUUUCUGAGAAACUCUCAUGAGAUCACUUGAGCGUCUUGAAAUGGAAGAUGCUUCUCACAGCGGGUCUGCCAGUGCUGCAUUAACCACCAAAACACCCUUAGUUUUUAUAGACAGGAAACAAGCUGAUUCUGAUCUGGUUCAUCAUCCUGGUCAAAAAGCACAAGGAAUUUCCAGAGGCACAGCAACACGUUACAUUCAUAGGAUGCUGUGACUAGGAUUUAGCUGCAUCUCGGAGUUCGGCGACAUAGUGCAGCACAGCGUCUCUGCUGAAGUGACUCUGGUUAUAUUCCUGCCUGGAGGUAAAGUCCUGUUUCUGGGACUUGGGCUUGCUGUCUCGCUACGCUGUUUUCUCAGCAGUGCUAAUGCUGGAAGCAGCAUAUUAUUAACAAGCUAUUUCAAGGAACAAAUGACAAACCUCCAGCAACAGCAAGAAAAGUAAGUCUUCAGUAAUUCCCAUCUGUUCUGAUGCCUUUUCACAGCAGUGUUCAUGUUUUGAAAUAGUUGGGGAGGGGGGGUCUUACAUCCUUGAUUUAUAAUGUGCCCAAAUAUUUGCGGUGAUAACAGAACCUUCCAUGACAUAUUGCAUGCUGGGUAGGAGCAUUUAGAUUCCACUAAAAGCUGAUAUCAUCUUUAUAGACAGCAUAAUACAACUGCAUGACAAGCAUGACAAACUUUGGAGCUCUGUAUGCUUCUGGAGCCAGGCCUCAGUUCUGUGGUUCUGGACGGUGGUACUGGUGGAGGUCCACAAAGUGGCAGUGGCCCGUCACGAAGUGAUGACCACUUGUCGCCUGAUAGGUGUCGUUUAGGGGUCUCUGACUCCUGUGGGAUUUCUUUUUACUGUAUGCUGUCAAUAUUUAUGUCUA
This is a messenger RNA of Brienomyrus brachyistius, 3105 nucleotides long. It is a transcript of the gene ccdc28b, whose product is annotated as coiled-coil domain containing 28B. NCBI's taxonomy places the organism in Eukaryota, Metazoa, Chordata, Actinopteri, Osteoglossiformes, Mormyridae. The record is from RefSeq and is a predicted model, not a curated record. The coding region runs from base 844 to 1482 and encodes 212 amino acids. The transcript has 6 exons.